Molecule: messenger RNA, 1371 nt
Organism: Lottia gigantea (owl limpet)
Lineage: Eukaryota; Metazoa; Mollusca; Gastropoda; Lottiidae
Exons: 13
Biological process (GO): transmembrane transport
Cellular component (GO): membrane
Molecular function (GO): transmembrane transporter activity
Source: RefSeq, a predicted model, not a curated record
GAUGUGAUGGUGAGUUGGGUAGAAAUUCUGUAUAUGUCGUUAAUUGCUUUAGCUACUGCUAUAUUGAUGAUUGUAAUGUUGAAGUUAUUUACUGGCGUUGUUGUGUGGAUGAUAGUAAUUUUCAUGUCUAUCCUGGUAACAGGCGCCGCUGGCUUUUGUUGGUAUAAAUGGUAUUUAUCUGAUAAGCUGUAUAAAUCAACAGAUCCAACUUAUCAGACUCCAGAACAAGCAGAUGUUGUUCGAACAUGGUUGAUUUAUUCUUUAGUAGCUUCAGGAGUGGCAGUUGUAGUUUUACUAGUGUUACUAGUUAUGAGAAAAAGAAUCAAAUUAGUAGUUCGGCUAUUUAAAGAAGCUGGUAGUGCAAUUGGUAGAAUGCCACUUCUUCUAAUACAACCAGUUUGGACAUUGAUGAUAUUAAUAGCAGCUCUAGGAGUCUUGCUAGCUUUAACCUUUUAUUUGGAAUCUUCUAGUGACCUUUAUCAAAAUAAGUCGAGGAAGAGAUUCAAAAUGGUUUAUUUACGCUGGUAUCAUCUGUUUGGUGUAUUAUGGAUAUCAGCCUUUAUCGUAGCUUGUCAAGAUUUGGUCAUAGCAGGAGCAGUAGCUGUCUGGUAUUUUUCAAGAAAAAAAUCAAAGCUUGGUUGGCCUAUUGGAAGAGCAACAUGUAAUCUUAUUAGAUACCAUAUGGGUUCAGUAGCACUUGGCUCCUUUCUUAUAGCCGUGGUACGCUUUGCUAGAUUGAUUCUCAUGACGAUACAACAAAGGUUGAAAGGAGCGACCAACAAAUUUGCCCAGUUUCUACUAAGAAUGUUACAUUGUUGCUUGGUUUGUUUUGAAAAGUUUCUACGGUUUCUCAAUAGAAAUGCCUACAUCCAAAUUGCGAUCCAUGGAACUAGUUUUUGUGAGGGAGCUAGGAAAGGUUUAAUUGUUAUAAUAAAUAAUGCAUUACGUGUAUUAGCUAUUAAUUCUGUUGGAACUUUCCUGUUAUUUCUGAAUAAAAUAGGAUGUGUAGCUAUUGUUGUGAUGGUCGGUAGUGUGAUAAUACAGUUCCAUCAAGACAUAACUUAUACAUGGGUACCAUUAACCAUUGGAGGAGCUAUAGCUUUUCUAAUUGCCCAUUGUUUUAUGUUGGUAUAUGAAAUCUGUCUGGAUACUAUAUUUAUGUGCUUCUGUGAAGACUGUGAAAUGAAUAAUGGAGGUGACAAACCAUAUUUUAUGAGUACCAAUUUACUGGUAAAUAUUUCCUUGUUUCGUUCAACGUGGUCGAACUGGCAAUCCAAUUGCAGAGUGACAAAAUGGUUUCUUGGUUCGUUUGGAAGUCAAUACUAUCAUAAUUGUGGAGUGCAAUUACAAUCAAUAUGUUGGAAUAUGUGA